Diorhabda carinulata is the source of this 1300-nucleotide messenger RNA. It is a transcript of the gene mRpS9, whose product is annotated as 28S ribosomal protein S9, mitochondrial. The coding region runs from base 85 to 1245 and encodes 386 amino acids. The transcript has a single exon. Lineage: Eukaryota; Metazoa; Arthropoda; Insecta; Coleoptera; Chrysomelidae. Gene Ontology annotation, molecular function: structural constituent of ribosome; RNA binding. Gene Ontology annotation, cellular component: ribosome; mitochondrial small ribosomal subunit. Gene Ontology annotation, biological process: translation. The record is from RefSeq and is a predicted model, not a curated record.
AGUUGUCAAUCAUAAGAAGUAUGCUAAGGUUAAGUUAUGGAUUGAAUGUUAAUUUAAAUUUUACCAUUUAGUAUUUAUAUAAAGAUGUUUUUAUCGAAGUUGUAUCGAUUUGUUGAUCCAUUUAGAUCAAUUAGCCUACCAAAAAAUAUGUAUGCAUUAAGUGUUAUUCAACAGUUUUGUACAGAAUCCGUGGAAACUGAUAAAACCAAGAAACCUAUUAGUAAGGCUAUGAAAGCUUAUUUAGAGAGAGCUCGUGAAUACGAUGCCUUUAUGAAAAAAGAAAAUGAAGAAUUUACUCUUGGUAAAAGAUAUUUAGCAAACAUGAUGGGUGAAGAUCCAGAAAAUUUCUCACAAGAGGAUGUAGACAAUGCUAUCGAAUAUUUAUUUCCAUCUGGUUUAUUUGAAAAGACAGCUCGACCACAUAUGAAACCACCGAAUGAAAUUUUUCCCGAAAGAAAAGCUGCAGAGUUUGAUGAAACGGGAAGACCUUACCAUUUUCUAUUCUACACUGGAAAACCAAAUUAUUAUCAAGCUUUACAUAAUGUAGCCCAUCACAUAAACGAAUUAAUUAAGUUUGAAGAUACAAUGAUUAGAAAAAAAUUGGAGCCUGAUCCUAAUUUAACUUUCGAUAUUUCCGGAUAUCAGUGGCUUGAUAAAGCAUCCCUAGAAAUAAAAUUGGUAGAAACACUUGGUGAAAAAGAUUAUGAAUAUUUCAUUAAUUCAUUUGAAAGAUUGACUGCCAUGCCUUACUCAUAUAAAGUUAAAGAUUUUAUUCUUGAGUAUGCAAAACCCAUAAUUAAUAAAGUACAAAAAUUUGAGGCCCCGAAAAUUCGUAUUGAUUCUGAUGGAAAACAAUAUGUUACUGUUUAUGAAUGUUUAAGAAAAAGAGCAAGAGGUGAUGUUACUGUUAGAAUGCCAGGAACUGGUAAAAUAACUAUUAAUGGUAACCAAGGAAUAUUAUAUUUCAAAGAAAACCAAGAAAGAGAACAGAUAUUGUUUCCGUUGCUUUUCACUAAUUUGUUAAAUAAAGUUGACGUGGAUUGUAAUGUUGAAGGAGGUGGGCAAUCUGCUCAAGCAGGAGCUUUAAGGUGGGGAAUAUCAUGGGGUUUAAAGAGUUUUGUGGAUGAGGAAAUGGCUGAAUCUAUGAGGCUUGCUGGACUUUUAACAAGAGAUUAUAGAACUAGGGAGAGGAAGAAACCUGGGCAAUGGGGUGCCAGACGAAAGUUCACCUGGAAAAAACGAUAAAUAUUAGUUGUUUGAUUUUUGUAUUUAAAUAAUGAUUAAAGAGAUUUAUAGAAAA